Molecule: messenger RNA, 2761 nt
Organism: Prosopis cineraria
Lineage: Eukaryota; Viridiplantae; Streptophyta; Magnoliopsida; Fabales; Fabaceae
Product: polyadenylate-binding protein-interacting protein 3-like
Exons: 15
Coding region: 428-2332 (634 amino acids)
Biological process (GO): cytoplasmic stress granule assembly
Cellular component (GO): cytoplasmic stress granule
Molecular function (GO): RNA binding
Source: RefSeq, a predicted model, not a curated record
GAAACAGAAACAAAUAGCCAAUAAGGUGUGAAAAUAAUCUGAAUUAGAGCGUGCCCAUGGCAAAGAGUGAACCCGUCUGCACCUAAUCAUUCCCUUUCUUUCAUUUCGGGGGGUUUCUGCUUCACGGCGUUCGCGCUCGUUGGUUCGCUGCCCCUUCGAAAUCUCAAGACAAAAAUCACUCUUUCCACCUCUCUGAAUCUCGAUCACGCCGAGAGGACGACUCCCCUCCCUCCUCCGUUCUCCAUCGCUGUGUGAUUCGUGCUUUCUUCGUCUUCUUCGUCCACUCUCCUUUCAGAGCAGGCCUUCCCUUGUAUCAUUCCAAUCCCUAGCCGCCAAGUGUUCCAUUCCGCUUCUCGGUUCAGCUUGUGCGGGAAUCAAUUAUUCGGUUAUUGAUCAAGCUUCUAGAGGUUAGAGGGCCUACUGGUUGAUGAUGAAUUUGCAACAAGUUGGGCAGUCUAGAUCCUCUAAUGGAUAUGGCCGUCGAAAAUCUGAAAGAGAAGGGGCAGCCAAGUCAGAGAAUAAGAUCUCAUCUGGGAAGUCAAAUUCCAACAGACUGGCAAUUACAGGUGAUGGUCCUUCACAUGAUCGACUAGUAUAUGUUACAUCAUGUCUUAUUGGACAGCAGGUGGAAGUGCAUGUUAAAAAUGGAUCUAUAUACUCUGGAAUAUUCCAUGCAACAAAUACUGAGAGGGAUUUUGGAAUCAUUUUAAAGAUGGCUCGCUUGACAAAGGAUGGUUCUUUGCGAGGGCAGAAGUCUGGUAUAGAAUUGGUCAGCAAGGCUUCUUUAAAGACUUUAAUUAUACCUGGCAAAGAAUUUGUACAAGUCAUCGCAAAGGGCGUUGCUGUUACUAGGGACGGCCUACCUAGUGAAGCUCAUCAUGAAAUGUAUCAGGACAUCAUUGUUGACUCAAUAAUAUCACAAUCACGUCAUGUUGACAUGGAAAGAGAACUACAACCAUGGGUGCCUGACGAAGAUGAUCCACAAUGCCCUGAACUAGAAAAUGUCUUUGACGAAACUUGGAAUAGGGGCUGGGAUCAGUUUGAAGCAAACAAAACGUUGUUUGGUGUAAAAAGCACGUUCAAUGAGGAACUUUAUACCACAAAGCUCCAGAAAGGCCCUCAGACAAGAGAGUUGGAAAAACAAGCUUUAAGAAUAGCAAGAGAGAUUGAGGGCGAGGAUACGCAAGAUCUUCACCUAGCAGAGGAAAGAGGCCUCUUUCUACAUAAGAAUUUUGAUAUUGAUGAAGAGGCUAGGUUCUCUUCAGUCCAUAGGGAUAGAGGGGUUGAUGACAGUAGCUAUGAUGAAAAUGAGGAUAUUUUGUUGGAUUCACACAAUUCUGAAACCUUUGGUGGUACCGUUCCUUCAGUUGUUAUGAGGUCUAUUGAAUCAAGUGAUGGGAAAGAUGAUGAUGGAGUCAGAACAUUGUCAAAUUCCUCCUCUACGGAUUUACCACAUUCAUCUCAGUCAAGUAAUGAUGUGGAUUUAGGUCGUGCUGGCUCUCACAAUCUUGAUAGUCAGUUAGCAUCUGAACUCCCUACAACAACUGACCCUACUUUGGAUGCUGAAUGCAGGAUGCAGAAGGACUCGCUUAGUGAUCUGCAUGGAGCCAUUGACAAUAGCAAGGAAGAAAAUCAGAUACAAUCUGGGGAUGUUCAGCUGUCAAAAUCUGAAGACUUACAGUCAUAUCACAACUUGAAGAAGGAUGACCCUGAUACUGGGGGAUUGUCUUCAAAUGCCACCUCUUAUGGCCCUUCAUCUCAUAUUUCAUCAAAGAAUCCUGAAAAGACAGGUUUGCCUGGUGAUUUGAUUGGGGAUUCAACAUCUGAUAAAGGUAAAGGGGAGAGAAAUUCUCUAAAAUCCCUUGGAAUAACUGCUGGUUCUACAUCAACUCGUACAGAUUGUGUGAGAGGUGUUGCAGCAUCUUCUGGUCCUGGUCUAUCACCUAGUUCUUCAGUUGGUUCAUUAUCUUCAGAAAAAUCGAUGCUGAAUCCGAAUGCAAAGGAAUUCAAGCUCAAUCCAAAUGCAAAGAGUUUCAUUCCAUCCCAAUCACCUGUUAGGCCUCCCUCACAGUUGUCAGAUGUCUCCUUCUAUUAUCCAACUAAUGUAACUACUGUACCUCACAUGCCUGCCAUGCCUAUGGAACUUGGAAUGGGGCAUGCAUUUGCUGGGCAGCAACCUUUACUGUAUAAUCCACAAGUAGCACAAGUGUCAUCACAAGCAUAUUUCCAUCCAAACGGACCACAGUAUGGACAGCUUCUUGGUCAUCCUAGGCAAGUUUUGUACGUGCCAGGUUAUCUGCCUGAAACACCAUACAAGGGACGGGAUUACUAACAAUCUUGGCUGACAGCAUUCUUGGCAAGUCUGGCCCUUGCCUGAAAUUAAUAAACUCCCAGUGGAUGGGUUCAACUACGGGGAGUCUUCAGAUUAUAGGAAGAGAUUCCCAUGAAUAGGUCUUAAAAAAAAAUUGUUUUUUUACAGGCGAAUUGACUCAUUCUGGAGUAUCAUUUUAUUGCACCUGUAUUAACACACAUCUUUCUCUCUUAAUUUUAUGCUGACAUUUUACUUUCUGCUUGCAUAAUUUUGUCACGAGUUGUGUCUUCUUGUGAUGACAAUUGUUUCGCUUUGCCAUUCAGUCUACUGGUAGCUACCAUCCCACGAGGUUCUGUUGUAUUCAAUUACUAAAAUGAAAAAUUUUGAGAAAUUGUAAUUCUGGAUGAAGAUAUCAGGCAAUUGUUAUUAUAGGGAGUUCAAAUUUUGUAA